GCCAGGGUCGGGCCACAGCCACAGUUCGAUGCGCAUCGGAAUCGGAUAGCAUGGAGCGCAGUCCAAUGGCCCUGCUGGGGCCCAGAUUCGAGGCGCAAACAGGAGUCAAUGGUUCCGUGUUGGAUAAUGUACUGCCCGAUAUGGCGCCUCUGGUCAAUCCUUACUGGAGUCGCUUCGCUCCCAUGGAUCCCACAAUGAGCAAGAUUCUCGGCCUGUUCACACUCAUCAUUCUGAUCAUCUCGUGCUGUGGCAAUGGCGUUGUGGUCUACAUCUUUGGCGGCACCAAGUCGCUGCGCACGCCCGCCAAUCUGCUCGUCCUCAAUCUGGCCUUCUCGGACUUUUGCAUGAUGGCCUCACAGUCGCCGGUUAUGAUCAUCAAUUUCUACUACGAGACCUGGGUGCUGGGGCCGCUGUGGUGCGACAUUUACGCUGCCUGCGGCUCCCUCUUCGGCUGUGUGUCCAUCUGGUCCAUGUGUAUGAUCGCCUUCGAUCGCUACAAUGUGAUUGUCAAGGGCAUCAAUGGCUCACCCAUGACCAUAAAGACUUCGAUCAUGAAGAUUCUGUUCAUCUGGAUGAUGGCUGUGUUCUGGACCAUCAUGCCGCUCAUCGGCUGGAGCAGCUACGUGCCGGAGGGCAAUCUGACCGCCUGCAGCAUCGAUUACAUGACGCGAAAGUGGAAUCCGCGCUCCUACCUCAUCACCUACUCCCUGUUCGUGUACUACACGCCGCUGUUCAUGAUCUGCUACUCCUACUGGUUCAUCAUUGCCGCCGUGGCUGCCCACGAGAAGGCCAUGCGGGAGCAGGCGAAGAAGAUGAAUGUCAAGUCGCUGCGCAGCUCCGAGGACUGCGACAAGAGCGCCGAGAGCAAGCUGGCCAAGGUGGCUCUGACCACCAUCUCGCUGUGGUUUAUGGCCUGGACUCCCUACCUCGUUAUCUGCUACUUUGGACUCUUCAAAAUCGAAGGCCUCACCCCACUGACCACCAUCUGGGGUGCGACCUUUGCCAAGACCAGCGCCGUGUACAAUCCCAUCGUAUAUGGCAUCAGUCAUCCCAAGUACAGACUGGUGCUCAAGGAGAAGUGUCCCAUGUGCGUGUGCGGCAGCACGGAUGAACCCAAGCCGGAUGCGCCCCCAUCCGAUACGGAAACCACAUCCGAUGCAGAGUCAAAGGCUUAACCUGGGGAAAAUACUCCUACGAGGAGAACUCGCAUCUACGCAAUUGCCUUCAAAAGGCACAAAAAUGUCGACGAGCGUGAAAUGCAACCAUCAUAAAAAUGAUGCAAAAAUGUACAAAAAAAAACAGAGAGGAAAUGGCAUUAAACCUGACGGAAUAUUGAACUUUA
Molecule: messenger RNA, 1342 nt
Organism: Drosophila guanche
Lineage: Eukaryota; Metazoa; Arthropoda; Insecta; Diptera; Drosophilidae
Product: opsin Rh2
Exons: 4
Coding region: 51-1175 (374 amino acids)
Biological process (GO): phototransduction; visual perception; G protein-coupled receptor signaling pathway
Cellular component (GO): membrane
Molecular function (GO): G protein-coupled receptor activity
Source: RefSeq, a predicted model, not a curated record